AUGGCCCUCGCACCCUCAUUGCUUUCCAAGCCCGAGGGCCACCUGGCGCGGCCGCCGCAGCAGCGCGUGGCGCCCGCGCCGCCCCGCUGCGUCCUGUCGAAGCAGGUGAUCACGCGCACCAGCGGCCGCGCCCUAGGGUCACUCAGCGGCUGCUGGAUCGACCCGGGGCGGCGCGAGGUCGUGUCAUUUGACCUGGACGACAGGAAGGGGGGCGGCGGCGGCGGCGCGUCCCUGCCGCUCGUGGGCGGCGCGCAGCGCGUGGGCAACCUGCCGCUGGGGGCGCUGCGCCAGAUCGGGGACGUGGUGUUGGUGCACGACGAGCAGGGCCUGUACGAGCAGGACCUGGACGGCCGCCUGGGGUUUGUGAAUCCCAUAGGGCUCGAGGUCCGCACGGCGGCGGGCGACUUUCUGGGGAAGGUGCGGGACCUGUCUUUCAGUCCCGACAACGGCGCCAUAGGGCGAAUCGCGUACGACGAGUUCGGCCUGCCCAGCCUUCCGUCUGCGUUUUUUGACUGCUUCUCUGUCGGGGCGGACGACAUCCUCAGCAUAGGGCGCUCGGAGGUCAUCGUGUACGAUGACGCCCGCUACCGCGAACGCAAGGAGUCCAACGGCCUCUUCGCAGCCAUCCCGUCGCUCCUCAAGUCCCUAGGCUCCGGCGCCCGCGGCGGCGCCGGCGGCGCCGGCCAGCUGGCACUGCCCGCAGCGGGCAUGUCUGAUGCGUACCGCGACGGCGGCGCUGCGGCCGCGGGCGGCGGGGGCGGCGCGAGGGGGUACCUUCCGAGCAACUACUCGUACGAGCAGUGGCAGCAGGACCUGCGGCGCUGGGAGGCGGAGACUGGGAUGACAUACGAGCAAUACCUGCGAGCCCAAGGCGGCGCCGCCGCGGGGGGCCAGCCGGCCGCGGGCGCGCGAGCCGCGCUGCCCCCGGCGCGAGGCGCGGGCGCGGCGCAGGGCGCCGGCGCGGGCGGGUACUACCCGCGGCCGGCGCCGCGGUUCUCGCCUCAGCAGCAGCAGCAGCAGCAGCGAGGCUACGCGCAGGCGCCGACGGCGGGCGCGCCAGGCGCGUACGGGCAGCAGGUGCGGCAGCAGGCCGCCCCGGCGGCAGGGGCGUACGGUGGCGGUCAGGCGUGGCAGGGGGACCCCCGGCAGCGGCCGGGGGCGGCGCAGUUUGGGGGAGCGCCUCAGCAGCCGCCGGCGCAGCAGCGGCCUGCCGCAGCGCAGCCUGGGUACGGCUACGCGCCCCAGCAGCAGCCACGGCAGCAACAGCAGCAGCAACAGCAACAGCAGCAGCAGCAACAGCCUCGCCAGCCGGCGCCCGGCGCAUGGCUGCAGCAGGCGCCAUCGCAGCAGUCGCCGCCGCAGCAACAGCAGCAGUGGCAGGGCGCCGCGGCUGCCCCGCGCAACCCCUCUGCCGCGCCCGGGCCCGCGACCGGGCCCGCGGCCGGCCGGCCGGCGGGCCAGGGCACGGAUGCGGCCGCGGCGGGGCAGCGGCUGGCGGGCGGGGAGGCGCCGGGCAGCGCUGGCGGCAGCGGCAGCAGGCUUGUGGAGGAGUGGAUAGACAAGGACGUGCGGCCGCGGGUGCAGGAGGUGCUUUCGGAGGGCGGGCUGCCCCUCGGCGGCAGCGGCGAGGGGGCCCCUGAUGCAGCAGGGCCGCGGUAA
This is a messenger RNA of Monoraphidium neglectum, 1659 nucleotides long. RefSeq lists its product as hypothetical. The record is from RefSeq and is a predicted model, not a curated record. The transcript has 6 exons. Bases 1 to 1659 code for a protein of 552 amino acids. Lineage: Eukaryota; Viridiplantae; Chlorophyta; Chlorophyceae; Sphaeropleales; Selenastraceae.